Molecule: messenger RNA, 530 nt
Organism: Paraglomus brasilianum
Lineage: Eukaryota; Fungi; Glomeromycota; Glomeromycetes; Paraglomerales; Paraglomeraceae
Source: the annotation of a GenBank genome assembly
UUCACAGCUCUCCCAGACAAUCUUUAUCAAUAAUCGACUAUAUCCACCAUCCCUAUGUGGAAACCUUCCCGGCGCCUUCACCAAAACCUUUACAAUUGUUCAACAAUCACUAUAAUCAAUUCCCAUGUCUUCCUUGCAUAUACUGUGGCCAACUUCUAUAUCCAGAAAAAGCUGCCUGGGUCGUACAGGAAGAUCUGUCAACGUAUGCUCUAUUCCAAUUAUAUCCAUCUAUUUCACUAGACGACAUUGCUCACCCCAGUACAGCGAAUUUCCGACUUGCCAUAGUUGCAAUCUGGGAAGAUCAACAAAUAUUAAUGCAUACGGAAUAUCGUUCUAUUGUGGCUAUUCCACUCUUGCCAACCGAUCCGUAUCUUCAUAGCUAUUCCACUCUUGCCAACCGAUUAUUACAAAUAAAUGAUACAUUAGAAAUGUUUGUGUGGCCUACUGCUUUUCCCAUUUCCCAAGAUGAUUCGGUAACAUCGUUUCAACAUAAUAAUGUGGUGGUCCCGAAUUUUGACUUUGCGGAAGAA